Messenger RNA from Rotaria sp. Silwood1, 1816 nucleotides. NCBI's taxonomy places the organism in Eukaryota, Metazoa, Rotifera, Eurotatoria, Philodinida, Philodinidae. The record is from the annotation of a GenBank genome assembly.
AUGAUGGGUAAUGUUCAAAUUGCUUUCGAGAAAAAUCGUGAUUUUCUUUCAUUAUCUCGUCAUGAUCGUAUAACACUACUUCGAUCUACAGUAGAAUAUACAUCAACUAUUGGUAGUAUGUUCACAUUACGUCAAUACAAAUUAUUUGACUAUCCACCUUUUUAUGAAUCUGCUGAAAUGAUAUUUCAACCAUCUGCGACAAUCUUUAUCAAACGUGUUAUUGAUCAACUUGAUUCAGAUAAUACAUUUAUUAAAUUAAUAUUAGCAAUAGUUGCUUUCUCAACAAUCAAUUAUAUUGUAUACAGAAAAAAUACUGAAAUAGAUAUGGCAAAUAACAAAGUAAUAUUACCUUUUCAAGAUAUGUACACAGAUUUAACAUGGCGAUAUCUUCUAUAUAAAUAUGAUCAUCAUGAAGCUGUAAAACGGUUUUUAAAUCUUUUAAGAUGUUUAUUUUCUGCAAAUAAGGCAAUUGUUGAAGCAUAUGAAGCACAAAAAUUUACAGAUAUAAUUGAUUCGAUUAUUGAACAAACUGAACACACACUCUCUUUGUAAUUAAAGAAUUUUUUAAAUGUUUUUGUUGUCGUUUACGUCAUCACUAGUUCGUAUGUAUGUAAAAUUUACAUAAAUAUAAAAUAGAUGCUAUUUAAUUCUUAAUUAAGACAUUUAGUUCAUUUUUUUCGUAAAAUCAAAUACUCCUAUGCAAUUAAUAAAGGUUUUUAGGUUUUAUAUACUUGCUUUAUAAAGUGAAUAAUUUGAAUCGUCUAUAUACGAAUAACCUUUCAAAAGAUUUUCUUAACAAAAAUGUUUCUAACAAAAUAUUUUUAAUAAUAAUUCUGGGAUGUAAAUUUGUCAACCAAAUAUGCAAUGUAAAAAGAAACUUCUAGUACAUAAUGAAUUUACUUUUAAACUAUAACACUUGUGUUUUAUCACGCACUCAAACUUUUGUAACUAUUGUACCACGAUAUAAGAAAAAACAUGUGUCAAUAGCUUAUGAUGAUAAUCUAUAUGAUCGAAUUAUUAAAAUCUUGCAAUAUUUGAUAAAAUAUAGUAAUUUGUUCAACAACUUAAACUUUGUAAUUCCCAAAUAUUUCGAUAAUCUAACAAAUAGUCUUUAUAAUAAAUGAUAGCACUUUAUUGAUGGAUAUUUCUUUUGUUACUAAUACAUUCGAUAUUCAUUUUAAUUGAUUUUCGUUUUGCAUUCGCACAUCAUUUUUGUGCAAUUGGGUACAUAUAGUUACAAUCAAAUUUUAUUUCUAACGAUAGACAAUGGUAUCUAUAGACCAAACAUGACUAUUUCUGAUUUUUUUCUUUCAACCCAGACAAAAAAAUAAGGAAUAUAGAUGACAAUCAGUAUUUGAACAUUAGCUGCAAAGCAUAAACAGUAUUUUAUGUACAUGUACAUAAUUCUAAUUUAGUAGGCUCUGUACAUCACUAUGUCAAAGCAUUCAUAACAUUGAUAUACGGAUUAAGUGUGGUGUCAAUAUGAGUCAGAGUUGGAACCGAUCAGGAAUAUUCGAACCGAUUCGGUCCGGCCAGUGAUCGACCGGUUCCAAAAGUUUUUCAGACCAGUAAAUACCGGCACAAAAACCUGCCGGUUCUAAACGCUUUUUCAGACUGGUAAAAAUCGGCCGGGUUGCCAAAUCAUUUUUAAUCGGUUAAAGAAAAUGGCUUUCAAACCAUUCAGUUUCCUUUUUUGCUUCUAUUUUAGGAAGCUUUAAGAGAAAAUAUCAUGUCAUAGCCGUUUAUGUUUUUAAGGUUUCUCAGAAAUGAAUAUGUGAUGUUUCUUUGACGCAAAAAAAAGAGCCAAUUUACCCGA